Messenger RNA from Solanum stenotomum, 390 nucleotides. RefSeq lists its product as uncharacterized. Lineage: Eukaryota; Viridiplantae; Streptophyta; Magnoliopsida; Solanales; Solanaceae. The record is from RefSeq and is a predicted model, not a curated record. Bases 1 to 390 code for a protein of 129 amino acids. The transcript is spliced from 2 exons.
AUGGUGGCUCAUUCUAAUUUAAUUGCGUGUCGAGUGUGUGACAAGGUUUUUCCUCAUGCUCUGCCAUUACUUUAUCAUUUUGAUCAAGUUCACGGAAGAGAAGGUUAUGUGCUAGCAGUACAACGAAGUGAUUACCCUGUGUCAAGGACGACACCUUUCAAGUUGAAUUCUAAACAAGGUCACUCUCAAAUUGCUUCAAGAGCAAAUGGUCACGCUAUUUUCCGUUCAAUGAUGGAAGAAUCACAUUCAAGGGGUCAAGUGUACAAAGAUAAGGAGUUGAACCUAGUUGGUUUCACAAAGCCUUUAAUCAAGAAAUUGAACAAGCCCUUCAUUUUUGAAAAUGUUGAAGCAGAUGAAGAUCAAAAUGUGGACUUGGAAUUAAAGCUCUAG